Messenger RNA from Dermacentor albipictus, 1747 nucleotides. RefSeq lists its product as uncharacterized. Lineage: Eukaryota; Metazoa; Arthropoda; Arachnida; Ixodida; Ixodidae. Gene Ontology annotation, molecular function: DNA binding. The record is from RefSeq and is a predicted model, not a curated record.
UUCUCUCUUGUCGGAGCGCAGAAACUUCUCGCACGCGCCCUGUCGCGCCACCCCUGGCUGACGCUACUCAAGGGGGCUGAUGUCGCGCAGAUUUGUCCCCGCGUUAUUAUUCCUCGUUCGUUCACCACGAAUGGAGCCCAACCAAGAGAGAGACGCAAGCGCGCGUCCCUAAUCUUAACACGUCCCCAGAGCACGCGACUCCAAUGGAGGUUAACUGGCGGCAGCUCCAGAGCAGCAUCAUCGACGAGGUGAAGAAGUACCCGUGCCUCUACGAUUCCAACUACAUCAGCCGAUGGAAUGCACGUAGACGAGGACCGUAUUGGGAGGCCGUCGCAGAGGCCGUCGACGUAGCAGACCUGACGGACACCGACUGCCGGCGCAUCUGGAAGGGCCUGCGCGACAAGUACGUGCGCGAGAUCCGGCUCGGCUGCGCCCGGAGGCCCGACGGCACGCUCGCCACGGCGCGCUCCCAGUGGCCGCUGCUCGGGCGCCUGGACUUCCUCAGGGACCACAUACGCCACCGGCGGAAAGCCUCCCAAGCGAGGAAGCCUGAUGUCGUCGACUACAACGAAUCGACAUCGAUGGACGUCGUGGCGCCUAUGUUCGCGUGCCCGGACGCAGCCACGGAGGACGUCGGCGCGGAGGGGCGCCUGGGCUCGCCGGUGGACUUCGAGAUAGACGUGUCGCAGGAGCCCAGCUACAACACGGAUUCCGAGGAGGAUGUUGAAGCAGCCGCUCCGUCGCCUCCGGCCCCCGACGACGUCUCCGGCCCGUCUACCGGUGGGCGACAGCGAAGGUGCAAGUCGAUCGCGAAACCGCCUAGGACCUCGCCGGGACUGCGGGACAGCGUUCGGCGGCGCGGCCCUUACGGCCUCAGGAGGAACAUAAGGGGGAAAAGGGGGAGACCGACGGGAACGACUCCGAGAGGCGGGAAAACAGCACUGCUGACCGCCGUCGACUGGUCCCUUCGAAGACGUGCUCGACCCCCGAGUACGGAACGACGCUCGGUGGAAAGGAGCUCCUCCACCGAGGAGGAAGACGUCGCCGACGAGAACGAGCGAAGCAUCAGUGGUGGCUACGUCAAGGAAGAAGAAAAGCGCGACCAAGAGGACGCGAAUGAGGCCGAGGCAGACAUCGAGGCGGCGCUGUGCAGGUUCGUCACGGCGAUCGUCGGCAAGAUGGCGUCGGUGCCUGGCGGCCCGGUCGGCGCGCCGUCCGCCAAGACCGAAAUGCGAGUCGACGCGGGCGACGGCGACACGCUGUUCCUGCUGGGACUGAGGAGCCUGAUGUCGAAGCUGGACGCCGAGAGCAAGUCGCGCGCGCAGGUCGACAUGCUCAGGCUGCUGCAAGAGCGGGUCGCCGACGCGGAAGCUCCUCGACGACCGCACUCUGGCGACGACGACGAAAAGCGAGGAGCAGACGACAUCACCGGUGCCGCAGACGCCGAGCAGCCGUCCUAGACUUUAUACGCCGAAUGCGCUAACGGCGAAAGUUGAAAGGCGAACAAGAGACUAGGACAGAACUUAGUGCCACAGGGGUGGGCAAAUAUUGGAAAUGUCCGAUAACAAUCGAAUAUUACAUAUUAUAGCUAUUCGUAUUCGAAAAGAAACUGUUCGGUAUUUUGGGGCAUUUGGAGCCAACCAAAUAUUUCCUAAUACCGAGUGCUAAAAUCUACCCUGAGUCACCUUGACGUAUAAAUGUACAGAUGGAUGCACAGAUAUAUAGACGUGUCUUUUUUGCCUUUAAA